Molecule: messenger RNA, 14978 nt
Organism: Nothobranchius furzeri (turquoise killifish)
Lineage: Eukaryota; Metazoa; Chordata; Actinopteri; Cyprinodontiformes; Nothobranchiidae
Gene: pcloa
Product: piccolo presynaptic cytomatrix protein a
Biological process (GO): protein localization to synapse; presynaptic active zone assembly
Cellular component (GO): glutamatergic synapse; membrane; axon
Molecular function (GO): structural constituent of presynaptic active zone; metal ion binding; protein binding
Source: RefSeq, a predicted model, not a curated record
GCUGUGAGCAGAAGUAAAACGAAGACCCCGCUCGCGGAAAACUGUGGUAACUGUGGUGUACAGCUGCAGAGAUGCGCGACAGAAAAACAACCACAAACGAUGGAAUUGGAGAAGCAGCACAAGGCUGGAAACUAACCACAGCAAUCUAAAUCACCCGAAAUGCUUCGAGACAGCAAGGGAAGCCGUCUUUUGAGAUAAUAAAGCGAAGACAGCUCGAUCUGAAUACAGGGGACGGGAGGGGUCGAUCAUGGGGAACGAAGCGAGUCUGGAAGGAGGCGAUGGGCCGCCAUCUGGGCUACCGGAGGGGCUGGCACCUGACGGGAAGGGCGGCUUCGUCAGGGUCUCCGAUGGGUCUCCGGUCAACCUGAGCGGCCUAAGCGAGGAGGAGAGGAGGCAGCUCUCCGCGGCGAUGGCCAGGGCACAAGGCAGGCAGCCCGGAGCUCCAGCGGCCGCACGAAGACCUUCAGAAUCUGAUGCUCAGCAACAAUACCAGCAGACAGGGGCCUCCAGGGGCCCAACAGGUUUAAGUAAAAGCAGAACUGUUGACGCCUUCAAUCAGGGUCCACCUGGCAAGCCCACACCAGGCCGCAGCCCCUCAUCCCUCAGCCUCUUUGAAUCUCGAUUCCGGCAGGAGCCAAAAGGCCCUGAGACCAAGUCAUCCGGCAUGUUUGGUUCCAGCUUCCUCAGUGGGGCAAACCCUCUCAGUGCGGUAUCAUCAAUGACAUCCUCUGUUUCAUCCUCCAUAUCAUCAAUGGGUGAUGCUGUCAACAUCCCCAAGUUUGGGCUGUUUGGGGAUGAAGAAGUGGAAGAUGCAUCUGCAAAAACUGAGUCCAAACAAGGAGGGAAGCCACUGGGAAAAGGUCCUCAGCAAGGACCGAGCCCAAAAGGAUCACAGCAAGGAGGACCCCAAAAACAAAGUCAAGGUCCUCCUGGGCAAGGACCAAAACCAGGACAAGGACCCCCUGGGAUGGGACCCAGGCAAGGUCAGGGUCCCCCGGGUCAUGGACCCAAAUCAGGUCAAGGACCUCCAGGCCAAGGACCCCCUGGUCAAGGACCUAGGCAAGGUCAGGGGUCUAAAUCAGGUCAAGGUCCUCCUGGUCAAGGACCCCUGGGGCAGGCCCCCAGGCAAAGUCAGGGAAAACCAGGUCAAGAUUCUUCAGGGCAGCAAGUAUCGAAACCAGCCCAAGGUGGGCCUCCUCAACAAAAAGCUGGUCUUCCCCAACAAGGAUCUGAAAAGCCUGGAAAUAAGCCCCAAGAACAGCAGGGCCAUCCUGGAAUGUUGGUAAAGGGUCCUCCUGGGCAACAAAAAGCUGGAAUGCCAGCAGGGGGACUCUGCCCAUUGUGCAAGACCACCCAGCUGAACACCGGAUCUAAGGACCCACCAAAUUACAACAGCUGCACCGAGUGUAAGAACCAGGUCUGCAGUCUCUGUGGUUUUAGCCCCCCUGACUCAGCGGGUAAAGAAUGGCUAUGUCUGAACUGCCAGAUGCAGCGAGCAAUGGGAGGAAUGGACCCACCUGGCAUGGCGAGGCCCAAACAAGGCUCAGCUCCACCCUCGCCCCAGAGACAGGCGUCUGGUAAACCUGGAAAGCUGCUGAUAAAGCAGCAGAGCACCACCGACCAGGGCUUAACACCACCAACAACACCAAGGCAGAAAUCCCCAAGUCCUUUGUCUCCAGGACCCCUUUCCCCAGGUUCAUCAGCAGCAGGGUCUCCCAAAAUUGACCCCAAGACAGGUCGUCCCAUUCAGCAGAAGUCUAGUCCUCAGCAGUCUCCAGCUAAAGCCAAACAGGAGUCCAGCUUCUUCAGUGGUUUAGGGGGUAUCAGUUUGGGAGGCCUCACAGAUGCAGCUAAGCCUCCUGCAGCUGCUACACAAGCUGCUGAAUCUGUCACAGGAAAACUGUUCAGUGGUUUUGGUGGUUUGAUGGACUCAUCAAAGCCUCCAGCACAGGCUGCUCCUAAACAAGAGGAGUCGGUGGCUGGGAAGUUGUUUGGAGGUUUUGGGGGGUUAGGGGAGUCGGCUAAAUCUCCUGCUGCUGCUUCUCAAGUGUUCAGCUUUGGAUCGUCUCUCCUGAAUUCAGCCACCAUUCUCGUUUCUGGAGAGGAUGUCAAGGCGCCAGAGUCUCCCCCUGGAUCACCACGCUCUGCUCCAGAAUCAGGGCCUGGUUCACCACCUGACUCUCCAUUCUCUGCUCCUGGUUCUCCCCCAGACUCAGACUCUGCUCCAGACACUCCACCUGCUGGUUCUAAGAAACCCCCCAGACAAAGCUCUGUAGAACAGAAACAGAAAGUCCAAGCUGCUGAAUCAGUUCAAGCUUCGGCUUCUGUUCCCAAGAAGAACUGCCCUCUCUGUAAUUUGGAGCUGAAUAUCGGGUCAGCAGACACACCCAACCACAACCUGUGCACUGAUUGCAAGAAGGAAGUUUGCAAUCGUUGUGGGUUCAACCCUAAUCCACAUUUAGGAGAGAAAGAAUGGCUUUGCCUCAACUGUCAAACGCAACAAGCCAUUUCAGGCCAGUUGGGAGACAUGCCGCCUCCAUCUAUGGCUUCUCCAGAGACGCAACCACCUGCUGCUCAGUCUACUCCUUCCUGUGUUCCCGCUCCUGCUUCUGUAGAUAGCAAACCUGUAGCCGAAGCAAUAGAACCAACCCCACCAGCUCCCGAGCCCAAGAUUGAAAUGAUGAAGACUUUGAAGGAGCCUGAUGUAAGGGAAGUGAAGGCCAAAGAAGGCAGUCCCACCAGUCCCUCAGACAUUUCAAAACUAGAAAGUUCAGUCCUUCCCAUUCUUGAGGCCCCAGGGAGUACACCAGAGGAAAAACAAACUCUAAAGGCCAGGCGUAAAUUAGAGGUACUCCCUCUUUCACCUGAUUCUCCUAGUUCUGAAGAGGAUAAGGAACUUUUGGAGAAGAACAUCAAUGGCACCACAAAGAAAAAGCUCCUUGUCCCAAUGGAUGUCAAGGCUGAUUCUUUAGAUGACAGCAGUGAAAGCUUUGGAAAAGAAAGCCCAAUGUCAGGAGAAGAUGAGGACUUUAUUAGAAAACAGAUCAUAGAAAUGAGUGAGAAUGAGGAUGCCUCACCAUCUGAUGAGGAAAACCUGAUCAGGCGUAAGAUCAGAGAGGAUGAGAAGAAAAAAGUGGAACAAAGGAAAACUGAGACUACAGACAAGAGCUCAUUGGGGAAAGCUAGACGACUCACAAAGAAAACAACUAUAAGUCCAGAUGAUGAUGAUAAAGAUUUUGCAUCCACACUGGAUAAACCUCUUAGUGAUCAAAUGGAGCAACAAGAAGAAAAACAGGAAGAUGAUAAAAUCAGUACCGCAGUCCGCAAUUUCCAAACCAUGGAGCUGAAUACAAUCAGCAGCCCAGUGCGUAUACCGAUUGCUGAUGGAGAGGCAGAAAUGGAAAGUCUUACAGACUCUCCAGAAGACCGGUCCAGAGGUGAUGGGUCUUCUAGUCUGCAUGCAUCGAGCUUCACACCAGGAACAUCCCCAACAUCACUUUCAUCACUGGAUGAAGACAGUGACAGCAGCCCGAGCCGCAUCCGGUCUGGUGAGGGUAAACAGCACAGAAAAGCCAAACAUAGACAGACUGGUCAAAUGCUGCCAACUAUUGAGGACUCCUCUGAGGAAGAAGAGCUGCGAGAAGAGGAAGAAUUACUCAGGGAGCAAGAAAAGCAGAAAGGUUCAGGAAAAAAAUCUAAGAAAGACAAAGAUGAGAUCCGUGCCCAGAGGAGGCGAGAACAUCCAAAGACAACACCAAGUAACCUUUCUCCUAUUGAAGAUGCCUCGCCUACAGAAGAGCAGAGGCAAGAAGCAGAAAUGGAGGAGAUCAGACGAUCAUCCUGUUCUGAUUUUUCCCCGAGUUUUGAAUCAGAUCCUGAAGGAUUUGAAAUCCACGCUUCAAAGAAUGCAGCAGUCCACAAAACAUAUCAGCUGCCUGUAUCAAUGUCUCUUCACUCACCAACAGAUGACCAAACCACUGAUGAACCUCAAACAAAACCUCUCAAAUCUGCUGAUGAAGCCUAUGAGGAAAUAAUGCUGAGGGCCAAAUCACCAACAGUUGACAGAGUUGAGAUUCAAUCAGACAAACAGUCUGUUUAUGGACGUGUGCUAAUUGAAGACUAUGCCUACUCAUCUUUUGAUCUAGAAGAGCCAGAAAAAAUGACAGUUCCCACUCAAAAUAAAAAGCUAAGGUCACCAGAUGAAGUGUAUGAAGAUAUGAUAAAGAAGAGAAAAGAAUUUAUGCAGCUGGAACAGGAAUAUGAAAAAAUGAAGCCAAAACAUGAAACGCCAAAUCCAGAAAUUGUGCUUCAACUUGCUGAGAAUAUCUCCAAAAGCAGCACAGUAAUAUUAGGUAAAGAUGGGAAACCAUUGUUGGAUGCAGAGACUGCCUAUGAAGAGCUAAUGAAAAAAGUCCUAACUCCGGGAACGAGUCCAACUCAACUUGAACCAGAAGUGGAAUUUACUGUAACAAAAAAGGCCCUCCGUCCCAUACCAGACCUAAAAGUGACACAGUGCUCUUCAGGAGAGUUAUCAUCUGAUGAAGAAUCUGCAGUUAAAAAGGAACAGGAGACAGGUGCUGUGUCAGUUGUAAAACCUGAAGUGGAGCCUGAACCUUUGAAAGGUGUUUCUGAAUCUUCCCCAUUGCCCACAACUGAUCAGCAACCUCAGACAACAGUAAUAACUUCCCAUGUUGCUCUUGUAGACUUAUCAAGCACUUUCACAAGAUCAUCAUCCCCUGUAAUUGCCAGUGCAUCGCCUUUGCCCACAGUCCCACAGUACACACCUAGUAUACCCAGUGUAGUGUCAACAGCACCACCUGUCCCCCCUAAACCAAAUGUCUUGCGUAGGGCAAACUCUCAGGAACAAUCAGAAGAACCUGUUGCACCACCCAUGCCUCCUCCCACUCCUCUAAAACCUACUGUUUUCCCCAGAAAAGCUCCAAUACCACUUCCACCUCAGGCUUCAGCUCCCCUGAAAAAAACAGAGUCAGUGGUUAUGACAACACCACAAGGAUCACCUGUAAGACAAGCAGUUACCCCAACAUAUAAGCCUCAUGUUCCUCCUCCUGUUCCCCCAAAGCCAGCCAUUCCUCCUGGAAUUGGGGACAGUCAUAAAGCAGGACACAUUGCCAAACCACCAAUUGCACCAAAGCCUGGUUCACAGCCACCUUCACCUGCUCAUGCCCCACAUGCAGCAAGACCAACUGUACUACCUACCAGUCAUGGUGACACAGUCCUUAAUCUGAGCCCUUCUUCUGAAAGCAAGAUAUUUCAGCCCUCACCAAAGUCUCCUUCCUCUCCAAGAUAUGUCAGCAACCUCCGUGACACAUAUGUAGUCAUCACACUGCCAUCCCAGCCUAGUUCUCCUGUUGACAGUGUCACAACUCAAGCUCCCUCUAGUCCUGGACCAACACCCCCAUCACGUCAAGCUCAGCCCGAAAGUUAUUACCAACCACAGUCUCAACAACACCAAUAUUCACAGCACUAUCAACACCCAACUCCUCCUCAAACAACCAGGGUGCCUCUGGCAUACACACGUGUCACUGAAUCUAUUGAAAACCAAGAGGUUUGUAGCCCAGAAAAACAUGUAUCCAGUUCUUGUCAUAUAAUUGAGGCAAUAUCGGCCUCAGCACAGCAACCCGUUGUUAUGCCUAACCUCAUAUCGCAAGUGGUUACUACAGAAGUUCAAAGAACCACUGUCUCUGUUGUUCAUGAAAGAACACCAGCACCAAUACCAGCCCCAAGGGCAAAUGGUGUCCCUAUCUUGAUGGAGAAAGCUAUGCCCCUGAUUUCUGCUCAGAAUGAACAGGUCUCUCAACCCACUGAGGUUGUGGAUCUUAGAACAGUGAAGGUUGAUUCAGAAUUAAACAUGAAUGGUGUUGAUCUGACUACCAGCCCAGAUUCAAGACGCCCAUCUUUUGCAGGGGAAGGCAGCCGUCACAACAGUGCAGUACAAUCACCAGUGGUCAACCUCAGCACUGAAUCAUCCACUGUUUCUAUAGUGACUGAUAGCAUCACCAUUGUAACUUGUGCUGCUACAAUCCAGCAAAGUGACAUUGUAGAACUAUCUCAAGCAUCUUCAGUGCCCCUCCAGCUAACAACAAACAAGUCAUUUGAACCAGUUUCUCAAAUUGUAUAUCGACCAAUUGAUUCCCAGCCCUCCACUCUUGCUACCACAGAGAUCCCAAUCAACCUAACAGUUGGAUCAAACACAAUUGUAGGAAGUUCACAAGCCACUUCAGCUUCUUUUGCAUCCAAUUAUGUUGCAAGCUGUGUUGCCAAUGGAUUAACAACAGGAAGAACAACAGUGGCAGGAGCUGUUGACCUCAGUACCACAAAAUCUUUCAAUACUAUGGUGUGUAUAGAUGAUAAAUCUACAGAUGUGGUCACAGCUGUAAUUACAGAUGACAGCAAACCAGUGGAUCUGACAGCAGGGAAAAGAGCUGUCUGUUGUGACGUUGUGUACAAGCUCCCUUUUGCAGGAAGUUGUGCAACUCAGCAGCCUACCACACCUCUUCCCGAAGAUCGUUUUGGAUACCGUGAUGACCAUUAUCAAUAUGAUAGAACACCUUAUGGCAUGAGAGGAUUUGGAGGAAUUAAACCGUCAAUGUCAGAUACCAACCUAGCAGAGGCUGGCCUGUUCUUAUACAGGAGUAAGAACAGCUAUAAUUUCAUAACUACAACAGAUGGUGCAGUAGAUCUUACUUCAACAAAGAUAUCAGAUGCAGGUGAAGCUGUUGACUACUCCAAGAAAGGGAGUUAUUCAGGAAUGGGAAUUCUACCGCAUUCCCAAGCCAGUGUCGCAAGUGCUGUCAGUACACUCUUUGGCACAACCAGUGUUUUGAGGUCAUCAAAUGGAGUGGUCUAUUCCUCUGUUGCAGCACCAAUACCAUCUACAUAUGCCAUUACUACCCAGCCUGGUUCUAUAUUUAGUGCCCCAACAUACAAUGCCAUUGCAGGUAUGCACACAAGUGACACAAUGCCUUCACUGUCUGCUCUACAGAACAUACCACUUACAAGAUCCCAAAGUUUUCUGUCGACCGUCCCUGCGUCUUCAACGGAAGAUCAAGGAGUUGUGCCUCUCAAUCUGGAGAUCACCAGAGGUGGUGCUUUAAGUAUUGAUACUAUGUCUAAAGCUACCACAUCUUUAUCCCUUGACACUUAUACAGAUGCAUCUCUGGAGGCUAUAGCUGCUUCUCUUGAGGCCUUGUCCUCACCAAUGAUUCCUGGGGAUGGCCAGUAUCAAGCAGAGCGUGAGAGGUUAGAAAUGGAAAAACUCAAGCAGCAACGCCUGGCUGAAGAAUUAGAAUGGGAGCGACAGGAGAUUCAAAGGUUUCGGGAACAAGAACAGCUCCUGGUACAAAAAGAGUUAGAGGAACUACAAUCCAUGAAGCAGCAGAUACUGGCACAACAAGAAGAAGAAAGACAGGCCCACCUCAUGAUGCAAAAAGAAACCUAUGCCCAGCAACAGCAGCAGCUUGAGCAAAUACAAAAACUCCAAGAACAGUUGCGUCUACAACUUGAAGAACAAAAGUUUCGCCAAAUGUACCCAGAUAGGGAUUUGCUAGGGCAUGGAGUUCAGGAAGCUGUUGUCUUGGGCCCUGAUGGCACAGUUCUCUCUCGAAAGAUCACUGACAGUGGGUGCCAGACGGAUGAGGAAGAUGAAGCAGUAAGCAAAGCUUACACAGCAGGAAGAAAAAAGAGAAGCGCUAAAAAGAGUGUUGAUAGCUGUGUGCAGACUGAUGAUGAAGAUCAAGAAGAAUGGGAGGCACAAAACAAAAGCCAUCAAAGCCGUCCACGUACUGCUAGAGGUGACAGGACUGGGUAUUCUGAAGUGUCUCUUCAAGCCCACACUGAAAUUUCAAUCCAAACUGACAAAGAGGGAAAUAUUCGAAUGGACACCAGAAUGGAGUUGUCAGACUCUGAGAGAACCUCACCAAAGAGGCGACCUACUCCCAUAGAAAUUGCCCAGUCUCCUAGCCUUAAACCAGACUUUUCUUCCCUUCAAGCUGCUCCUAAAUCUCCAAAAGUGUUGUAUUCUCCUAUAUCUCCCUGCAUAUCACCUAGCAAAUCUCUUGAAUUUGUGUCUUAUGAUAAGUCUCUGGGUGACACAAGUCCACAAAAGCUAAGGGAAAACAUAGACCCAUCAAAAGGCUCUCCAGGAAGCACCAGAGGAAUCAAAACCAUUCAGCGAUCCCAGUCUGACCCCAAGUCCAUGAGUCCAACUGCAGAGGAAAGAGCAGCUUCAGGCACCCAGUAUGCUGAUGGCCACACAGGGAAGGGCUCUGGAGGCACACCAACAGGCACUCAAAAGAAGGUGAAGAGAACUCUUCCCAAUCCACCAUCUGAAGAUGAGUCAACAACCACUGGCCAGACUGCAUACAGUACUGGUUCUGCCAGGAGAAGAAUGUGCCGCAAUUCCAACAUGGCACGUGCUAAGAUCCUACAAGACAUUGAUCGUGAGCUAGAUCUGGUGGAGCGGGAGUCUUCCAAGCUUCGCAAAAGACAAGCUGAAUUAGAUGAAGAGGAAAAGGAGAUUGAUGCUAGACUCAGAUACUUAGAAAUGGGGAUUAAUCGGAGAAAGGAUGCACUCCUGAAAGAGAGAGAGAAAAGAGAACGGGCUUAUCUACAGAGUGUCGCAGAAGAUAGAGAUUAUAUGUCAGACAGUGAAGUUAGUAACAUUCGAGAGACGAGAGGUGUUCAUGAAGGCGGUGAUGACGAGGAAAUUGAGAGUGUUGGUCUUGAACGUCCAAGGACAGCUCCUCAUUCAGAGCUUGAUGACUUUGUUCCACCUCAAACCAAGCAUGAAUAUGGAAAAUACUCUCAGUACCAAUAUCCUCAAAGCCAGUACCAACAGUCAAUCUACCAGAUUCCACAGUCCUAUCAAUCUCAUUCUAUCUACUCCUCUGUUCCCUCCCUCACUACCUCCCAGCAGCAGAGUUACCACCAGAUGCUUUUGUUACAACAAAAAGCUGCCAGACAAGCUGCCCUUCUCUCGGAACUUGAUGCAACUAAAUAUGAUGUCAUUAGUCAGCAACCUGAUCCUACAUCCUCAGCUUACCUUGGUGUCAAGUAUGACAAAUAUGGCAACCAUCUUGACCUCAGAGCUUUAGAGGUGGGAAGUAUGGCAGGUAGUCCAUUGCCAACUGUCUCAGAUUCCUAUUACACAGAUGUGGACCAUCAUACACCUCGGAGCUACAUGCUGCUAGAAGAUGCUGCAGAGCUUGCUAAGACAUCUACAGGACUGUCUUCAUCAUAUAUUCUGGCUGAGAGAGAACUGGCUAAGGCCGAGAAGCUAUUGCGUAGAAGUGCUGCAGAUCUUGGGUCAACUGACUAUCUGGGUUCCUCCUCUCGAAUCCAUACUUUUGGAAAAACCCCUGAUGAAGAGGACACAAUGGAGGAACCCUAUGAACUGAAACUUCUGAAGCAGCAGUUAAAGCAAGAGUUUAGAAGAAGUACAGGUGGGACAGAAAAUUUAGAGCAGCUGACAGGUGUCUCUCAACACUACUAUACUCCAAGUUCUGGUAUCUCUAGUUACUCUCAAAGACAAUAUCCCAAGUCAGAAAAGUACAGCAUCAGUCGACUUACUUUGGAGAAGCAGGCAGCUAAACAACUUCCGGCAUCUGUGUUGUACCAAAAACACAAAACUCCACUGAUAGAUCCUAAAAUCUCUUCCAAGUAUUCCUCCAUUUCAGACAGCCGAGGUUUGGAAACUGAUUAUACCAGCUAUCUGGGCUCUACCAGUGCAUCUCCAAGAUCAAGCCGGCUGAUGCAAGAUGAAAUUACCUUCGGACUUCGUAAGAAUAUUGCAGAACAACAAAAGUAUCUUGGAUCUACCUUGGGAGCCAACUUAGCAGGGUCACUAAAUCUAGGCCAGAGCUUGGGUUUGGACUCCGCCUAUCCUAGUGGUAGUCGGUCAAGACCCUCAUCAAGACCCACAUCUUGUUAUGGCCUAGACUUGUCGAUCAAACGGGACCUUUCAAGUUCUUCACUGAGGCUUAAAGGAGAUGGAGAAGCAUCUGGAGAUGUUCCAAGUUUUCAGACACCCUCUGGUCGCACUAAGCCCACAAGCCUUCCUAUUGUGCAAAGUGGCCGUGGACGAAUCCCAAUCGUGGCCCAGAACUCCGAGGAAGAGAGUCCCUUGAGUCCUGUUGGUCAACCCAUGGGCAUGGCACGUGCAUCAGCGGGACCUCUGCCUCCUAUCUCAGCUGAUUCAAGGGACCAGUUUGGUUCUUGCCUGUCCUUGCAGGAUUCCCAGCAGCAACAUAUAAGGGAAGAGACAACGAGGGGUAGGGGUUAUGCAUUGCUCGAUGAUCUUCAAGGAACAAUGUCGGACAGUGAAGCCCUAAGUGAUUCCGUGAUGGCUUUGAACAGAGAGGAUGCAUCAAAUGCUUACCACCUUAGAAGAGAAGAGACAGACUGGUUUGACAAACCAAGAGAAGGACGACCAGAGAAUGGCCAAGAAAAGAGACAGGGAAAAGGUCCAUACUACCCGUUCCCUCAUCUUAGGGUCAAACUGCAGAGGGAUCUCAAAGACCGCAGUGUCUCAGGAAAUGGUUUGGGGAUCCGUAUAGUUGGAGGAAAGGAGGUACCCGGCAGUAACGGUGACAUCGGAGCCUAUGUUGCAAAAGUCCUGCCAGGUGGAGCUGCAGAACAAACUGGAAAAAUUCUUGAAGGAAUGCAAGUCUUGGAGUGGAACGGUGUUCCUCUAGCGGGUAAAACCUACGAGGAAGUACAAGGAUGUGUGGGACAGCUGUGUAACGACGCAGAAGUGUGUGUCAGGCUUGAUCUUAACAUGCUGGCGGAGUGUGAGGGUUCUCAGCACCUGGAUUUCCAGGAGCAUCAUAAAGGUGACAGACCUCCCAGGUCUCCAGGUGUUGACCCCAAACAGCUGGCAGCUGAGCUGCAGAAAGUUUCACAGCAGCAGGGUCCAACGUCCUCUUCUUCUUCAAGCCUUCCUGCCCUGACCUCAGCGACCUCCAGCCCUGCUCAGCCAGGAUCCCCCUCUGUUAGCAAGAAACGCCACAGCAACAAGGCUUUAGAUGGAACCAAAACCCAGUCCCACCCAGUUUCAGGAGAGAUCCAGCUUCAGAUUCACUACGACAAGCAGCUGGGCAACUUGAUAGUCCACGUCCUGCAGGCCAGAAACCUUGCACCGCGGGACAACAACGGCUACUCUGAUCCAUUUGUAAAAGUGUAUCUCCUGCCAGGGAGAGGUCAGGUCAUGGUUGUCCAGAAUGCCAGUGCUGAAAACAAGAGGAAAUCCAAACAUGCAGGCAAGAGCCUAAAUCCUGAGUGGAACCAGACUGUUAUUUACAAAAACAUCCACCUGGAGCAACUGAGGAAGAAGACUCUAGAGGUGAGCGUUUGGGAUUACGACAAAGGUUCCUCUAAUGACUUCUUAGGAGAGGUCCUUAUCGACCUUUCCAACACAGCUCAAUUGGACAACAUUCCACGAUGGCUCCCUCUUAAGGAGCAGAGUGAGGGGGACCACCACAGACGCUCCCACUCUGGCCAGAGCCGACACAAUUCCUCCAAACCCUCCUCACAGCACUCGUCUCCCAAGACCGCAGUCUCUGGACAGGAGAGUCAGGAUUCCCCCAAGUCAUCUGUCAUCAAGAGCAGAAGUCAUGGGAUCUUUCCGGAUCCAGCCAAGGCACGAUCGAGCUACAGAUCCGGCGAUGCCCCGGCCAUGGCCGCCUCAUUGGACAGCGGGCUGAGCGGCAGCGCUUACAGCCUUUUGGACGAAGAAGGAGAGACGAACGAAGUGGACAGCGCUAUCUUCCAGGUUCCCCGAUUUGGAAAGAUCCCAAACGGCACAGACGUUAUUAAAUCAUCAAUGGGACACAGUGAUGCUGAAGGUAAGACUCAAGUGAUGGGGGAGAUCAGGAUCGCGCUGAAGAGGGAGAUGAAAACCGAAGGGGAGCACCUGGUUCUUGAGAUUCUUCAGUGUCGCAACAUCACCUACAAGUUCAAGACUCCAGACCACCUGCCUGAUCUUUAUGUGAAGCUGUACGUUGUGAACAUUGCCACCCAGAAAAGGGUCAUCAAGAAGAAGACCAGAGUUUGCCGCCACGACCGUGAGCCAUCUUUUAACGAAACGUUCCGCUUCUGUAUGAAUCCAACUGGACACUCACUCCAGCUGUUCCUGGUGUCAAAUGGUGGCAAGUUUAUGAAGAAGACCCUCAUCGGAGAGGCCUACGUCUGGCUGGACAAAAUAGACUUGCGGAAGAGAGUGGUGAGCUGGCACAAGCUGCUCGCUAGCACUGCUCACAUCCACUCGUAGGACUGCACUGAACUGAUUUUAAAAAGACAUCAGGUUUCUGACUUCUGGGGAUAUUUAGAAUCAGUGUUUUAUAUAAAAAAAUGAUCCAGUUGUCUGUUUGAUUUUUUGGAAACAGAAGAAACAAAACCUUCCUGUUUUCAGCUUUUUUUUUUCCCAGGGCUCGGAUAGCUUUUGUUUUGGGGGCGUGAUUACAGGAAAUAUACACGUUUACAGAAAACGGCGUUCGCGAUAGCAUAGCCAGGGCUGAGGAGAACACAAAGCUCACAAUUAACCAGGUAUUACACACUUUAGUUCACAAGCACAUGCAUAUGUUUCAUUUGCACAAAAGCAUGCGGAUGUUUAAUUUUAAUACGUGAAAACAAGUUCAUAAAUAGAUGUUUUAUCUGGUGAAGAUUCUUUACAUCAGCACUUAUCAUUGCUUUAGCGAAAGUUCUAAUGGUUUAUAAAGCAUUUUAAGAAUGAGAUAUUGGAGCUUAUUUAUUUUUAUAUUAGAUAUUAUUAUGUCUUUUUAUUUAUUUAGAUUCUUUAAAAACACAUUCAUCGUUGAAGGGGUGUGUCUUUUCCAACAUUUCUUUUGUGUUGAAUUCAAGACAGAAGAAUCACAAAUUAGAUUUUUAGUUGAACAAAUCCCCCUGCACAUAUUUGCUUUAGCCUUUCAUCAGAUAUUUUUAUUAAAGGAUGAAUUAUAAUCUAUACAAAAAUGUGGAUAUUAUACGGUACAUUGUGCUCACGACGUGACGUGCCAUAGCUGGAGAUGAGUAUAAAUAGAUAUUUAAGAUGACUUUAUCACAGACAAUCAAGUCUCGAUGAUUGUGACUUAGAGGUUUAAUUUACCCACAAUGCCCUUUAGAAUGUGAGACACUGACGAUUAGAGAUCUCCUGGGUUUUUCCCCCGCCUUUGUGAGACCCGUUAGGAUUUCUUCAGUUUGGGAGGACAGUUGACUCAAGAACGCUCGCUUUCUGUGGUUUUUUGCACUUUUUUCUGCUUUAGAAUGUAAAACUGACGUACGUCUAAAGGUUUUCCUGUUAAUCGGUAAAAGGAGACGACGAAUCGCCAUCCUGGGAUACGACACUGCUGCAACAGCGCUACACUGGUGUUCGCGCCUUUAUUUGUUUAUUUGUUUUUGUUGUCAUAUGAGUCAUCUCACAGUAGAAAUAGUCAGUGUUGUGUCUUUGAAACUUCAUGCGCUUUGUGGGGGUCAUGAGACAGUCCUGCUUGUCCGAUCGAUAUUUUCAGCCAAACUUAUUGAAAGUUAUCUUCAGUUCUGAGUGAUUUCUAUGCAACAUCCACUGUAAAUGGUAGGAAUUGCAUCUUGACUUGCCAGAAAUGAAUCAUUUAAAGAUUUUUGUAUUUCUUUGGAAAUUCUGCACCACUUUCUUUCACUUGAACAAUGCUUUGAUAUGAUUUAAUUGUGUUUUAUUUCAACAUGUGAUUUUUGUAACGCUAUAUGGUUGUUUAGUUUUGGCUUCUGAGAUCAUUUCAUAUGUUAUAUAUUUGUUUACAGUACAUAUCAGAUGUACAGAAAACGGAAGACUUGCUCACAACGUAGUACUUGUUUACAAUGUUUGGAGGGCCUGAAACUCAGAGAUCUAACCUUUCUGCCCUUGUGCAUGAACAAACACACACACACACACACACACACACACACACACACACACACAGUAAAAAAUUCCACACAGCAAAGAAAUUAGAGUUUUUUGUGCACUUCCCCUUUAAAGAGUUUUAAUUUGGUUUGCAUAUCAGAAAAAAACAAAAAAAUAAAAGAAAAAUGUUGUAAGCGAUGGACGUUUCCCCCUAUAACAACUGAAAUGUUAAGGUUUGUGUGUGUGUGUGUGUGUGUGUGUUUUAUUAUUACUUCUUGUCGAUGUGCUAGUGUGUGUAGCAUCUCCAUACCAAGUCCAUGCACGUCAUCCACUCUAAUCUCUUCUUUUAAAUGUUGUCUAAGAAAUGCAACUCAAAAGUCUAACACAACACACGUUUCACACACACACACACACACACACACACACACACACACACACACACACACACACACACACUUUCCACCUCUAUGUUUCCAGCUUUGUAAAUACAUGAAUUCAAUUUUUAUUUUAUAUAUUCUGGGGUUUUGGGGGCGUGGAGUCUUUUAGCAGACAGAAAAAGGUUUGGGAUCUUAGAAGCAACAAGAAGUUGCGUCUCUUUUGAUCAGCUCACAUGAGAGAGAAUAAGAAAAGAACCACAUGUUUCUCUACAGGGACUCGGAUCCACCACCCCCUCCACACAGACCGCUGAGAGGUUCCCACGACCUAAAACACAAAAGGUUUUAUUGUAUCAACUCGAGUUGUUGCAGGAGAAUUUUAAAUGUGCUCACUGGAUGUUGCAUGUUUUGUUGGUGGUUCAUACUAUUUUUGUGUCCAGAUAUUAUUACAGAAAAACUAAGUAAGAAAGAGGUAUAGAAUAAUUUAGAUGAAAAAGUGAGAGGGGAGGGGGCAGGGAUUAUGAGGGAGAGUUAUUGAUCAUGUAUGCUAACUGUACAAAGAUGAUGCUUGUAAAACCUGUCUGGUUUUCCACUUGUAAGUAAAACAGAAGCUAAAUAAUAAUUACUGUCAUGGUUUUGUGAUUGUAUACAGAAGGUAUUGAUAAAUUAUGCAAAAUGUGCUGUAAAAAUGGCUAUUGCCUCAUGUCUAAAUAUUAAAUAUCAGUACAAACGAA